This is a messenger RNA of Ornithorhynchus anatinus (platypus), 4547 nucleotides long. It is a transcript of the gene PRDM4, whose product is annotated as PR/SET domain 4. Bases 427 to 2832 code for a protein of 801 amino acids. Gene Ontology annotation, cellular component: nucleus; cytoplasm. Gene Ontology annotation, molecular function: histone methyltransferase binding; RNA polymerase II cis-regulatory region sequence-specific DNA binding; histone deacetylase binding. The transcript has 12 exons. Lineage: Eukaryota; Metazoa; Chordata; Mammalia; Monotremata; Ornithorhynchidae. The record is from RefSeq and is a predicted model, not a curated record. Gene Ontology annotation, biological process: transcription by RNA polymerase II; regulation of transcription by RNA polymerase II; cell fate commitment.
GGGGGGCGCGCGCCGUGGCGAGCGCUUCCGGGAUGAGGGACAAAGCGGAGCCGGCGCGAGGCGGCCCGGGGCCGGCAGAUUGUACCCCCUCAGACCGGUGGAUUCCUGUGAAGAAGAACCCAGGGCGCCCGUCUCCCACCGUCGUGAAGGAUGAACCGUCAAGGCUCUUCGGAAAAGUGAACCCCCUGCGAGCUCCCCGGCCCUUCGGAUGCAGGAGCGCUGUUACUAAUUGUUAGCCGUAUUUAUUGAGCGCUUACUGCGUGCAGAGCACUGUACUAAGCGCUUGGGAGAGGACACUCUAACAUCGAACACAUCCCCUGCCCACAACGAGCUCACAGUCUAGAGGAUGUGAGUCCAGAGAGGGAUCCCUAAUGCUGCCGCUUUGUCACCCGUCCACUCCCUCUCCCAAUCGCCUGGGACUAGCAAAUGCAUCACAGAAUGAAUGAGAUGAACCUGAGUCCAGUGGGGAUGGAGCAGCUGACCUCAUCUUCCGUGAGCAAUGCCCUUCCAGUCUCGGGAAGUCACCUGGGGCUGGCCGCGUCACCCACUCACAAUGCCAUCCCUGCCCCAGGGCUGCCAGUGGCAAUUCCCAACCUGGGCCCCUCCUUAAGCUCCCUGCCCUCCGCCUUGUCUCUUAUGCUCCCGAUGGGUAUUGGGGACCGAGGGGUGAUGUGUGGUCUACCCGAGAGAAACUACACUCUACCUCCUCCACCUUACCCUCACCUGGAGAGCAGCUAUUUCAGACACAUUCUACCUGGCAUCUUGUCGUAUUUAGCGGACAGACCUCCUCCUCAGUACAUUCAUCCCAACUCGAUAAACGUCGAUAGCAACCCAGCCCUCUCGAUCUCUAGCAACCCUUCAGCACUAGAUCCCUACCAGUCCGGUGGGAACGUUGGCCUGGAAGCGGGGAUCGUCUCCAUAGAUUCUCGCUCCGUGAACACCCACGGGCCUCAGAGCCUCCAUCCCGGCGACAGUCACGAGGUGACGCUGGACACGACAAUCACCAUGGAGAGCGUCUCUAGGGUGACCAGCCCCAUCUCAACAGACGGGAUAGCCGAAGAGCUGACGAUGGACAGCGUGCCCGGAGAGCAUUCGCAGAUCCCCAGUGGCUCAAGAAGUCACGAACCUCUGUCGGUGGACCCUGUGGGCAACAAUCUGGCCUCGGACCCCGUGGGCCACGGUGGGGUCCUGCCCAUGCACGGGAACGGUUUGGAACUUCCCGUGGUCAUGGAGGCGGAUCACAUCGCCGGACGGGUUAACGGGCUCCCCGACGGCGCCCUGACCGACUCCAUCCACACCGUGGCCAUGAGCACCAACUCCGUGAGCGUGGCGCUCUCUACCUCACACAAUCUUGCCUCCCUGGAGGCCGUCUCCCUACACGAGGUUGGCCUCGGCCUCGAGCCCGUGGCGGUUUCCUCCAUCACCCCGGAGGUCGCCAUGGGGUCGGGCCACGUCGACGUGUCUUCGGAUAAUCUCGCUUUCGUACCGCCGUCCCUGCAGAUGGAGGAUUCCAACUCGAAUAAAGAGAACAUGGCGACCUUGUUUACGAUAUGGUGUACCCUCUGCGACCGGGCCUACCCAUCAGACUGCCCGGAUCACGGGCCGGUGACUUUCGUUCCAGACACCCCGAUCGAGAGCCGAGCCAGGCUCUCCCUCCCCAAGCAGCUCGUUCUGCGGCAGUCUCUCAUGGGAGCCGAUGUCGGUGUGUGGACUGGGGAAACCAUUCCUGUGCGAACUUGCUUUGGGCCUCUGAUUGGACAGCAGAGUCACUCCAUGGAAGUAGCAGACUGGACAGAUAAAGCCGCUAACCAUAUCUGGAAGAUGUACCACAAUGGCGUCUUGGAGUUUUACAUCAUCACGACUGACGAAAAUGAAUGUAACUGGAUGAUGUUCGUGCGCAAAGCCAGGAACCGGGAAGAGCAGAAUCUCGUCGCUUAUCCCCACGAUGGAAAAAUAUACUUCUGCACCUCCCAGGAUAUCCCUCCUGAAAAUGAACUGCUCUUUUACUACAGCCGGGACUACGCCCAGCAGAUUGGUGUCCCAGAACACCCAGACGUGCACAUCUGUAACUGUGGCAAAGAGUGCAAUUCUUACACGGAGUUCAAGGCUCACUUGAACAGCCACAUCCACAAUCACCUGCCCAGCCAGGGCCCCACCAGCGGCCACGGGCCAAGCCACAACAAAGAAAGGAAGUGGAAAUGCUCGAUGUGCCCGCAAGCCUUCAUCUCCCCUUCAAAACUCCACGUCCAUUUCAUGGGCCACAUGGGCAUGAAGCCCCACAAGUGUGAUUUCUGCAGCAAGGCGUUCAGUGAUCCCAGCAACCUGCGGACGCACCUGAAGAUCCACACAGGUCAGAAGAACUACCGCUGUGCUCUGUGUGACAAGUCCUUCACCCAAAAGGCUCACCUGGAGUCCCACAUGGUCAUCCACACCGGGGAGAAGAACCUGAAGUGCGAUUACUGCGACAAGCUGUUCAUGCGACGGCAGGACCUCAAGCAGCACGUGCUCACCCACACCCAAGAACGCCAGAUCAAAUGUCCCAAGUGUGAGAAACUCUUCCUGAGGACAAAUCAUUUAAAAAAGCACCUCAACUCUCACGAAGGAAAGCGGGAUUACGUCUGUGAAAAAUGCUCGAAGGCUUAUCUGACCAAAUAUCACCUCACCCGCCAUCUGAAAAUCUGCAAAGGCCCCGCAUCUAGCCUGUCUGCCCAGGAGGAAGAGGAGGAGGAAGAUUCAGAAGAGGAGGAAUCACCAGACUCUGCGGGGACCGAAGACUGUAGGAUCACCAGCGGUGCGUACGCAGCAGAGGACUCCCUCUCUGGGCAUAAAUAAGGAAGAAAUAUUUUAGAUGUAAAUGAUGAAAAAAGAUACCAAGGAUAAUUUGUGACCCGCCAUCACCUCCUUAUAUGCAGGUCGGAUUUCCAGCCUACAGCCCAAACAUUCUGAAGAGGAAUGGAUAAAGCACUUAAGUGUUCGUAGGGAAACGCUUCUAUAAUGAAAACAGUUCAUAAAGAUGAGGGGACAGAAAAGCAUGCACUUCAUUUUGAGUCUUAGUAGUAUGCCGGGAGCGGGGCAAGUUCAUGAGGUUCACAGGUCUAACCUAAGUGCGACAGAGGAAUUCCUCUGAAUGCUUCGAAAGAACCAAACUCAGGGCUAGCGCUAGGGAGCGGGUGAAACUGGACUGUCCAUUCCAGGGUCGGGCCCGGACCGCUUCCAUUAAGGGGAGGGACUGGAGUCGAACGAGAACGCCGUCGUGUCGGUCCGGUAAUUCUGCUUUUCCCGGUUGACGCCACCGAGCUUGGGGAUUUCCGACUUGCGGUCCCGUGACUAGCAGCUGCAGGUUACCGCCUGCCCCUCAAAAGGGCCCCGGGCAGACAUACUACAAAUUACAACUCUUUCUCCCAGCCCGCAGGAACUCCUUCCAUUUAAGUCAUGUAGGUGCGGUCAUCCUGCUGCCUCAUUAGCCUGUCACGUGAUCAGGGGGUGGUUUCCGGCAGUCUCGGGGUGCGAAUCUGAGGCCGUGGCAUCUAGCACAUAGUUAAAAGCAGUUCCCCUUUCGUGGCCCUGAGCCUGCCCCACUCCAGGACACGUGCAGAGCCCUGGCCAGAGGCUGAGCUUGUAGAUCGUGCCUCACGUAUAGAAGGAGCAGGAAGAAAGCAGGCUCUGACUCUGAAGACGGGAACAGUGUGGGGGAGGAAAGUGGAAAGGCUGUGGACGACACCGAUUGGCAGGGAGGCUGUUGUGAGUCGGGACCCCGUCGCGUCUGGGACCCCGGCCUCUCACCUGGAAACUGGGUGAACCCACUGCGAUUCUAAUUUAAAACCCCAACCGACACUGUCCGAGGUAAAGCGUCACCAUACCUGGCAGGGCAGGAGGAGGAUUAAUCUGGGCCAGAGUCAACAGAAUAGUUAUCGGGUAUCCCGUCCGCUGCAACUUGCUUUCUUUUUUGAGCACUGUGAAGGAAAGUGAAAUGUCUUUUUUUUUUUUUUUUAAGGUGAGCAGCCUUAGCUCUGAAAUGUCAGGCCACUCUUAAAUGAGUUGCACCCUCCCCGUCCAGGUAACUAACCCACGAUAGGUUUACCUGGGCUUCUUUCUUCAAAAGUGUUUUUUCUUUUUUCCACCGUUCACAAAAGGUUCAGUAGUUUCCGGACAGGGCUCCUCAAAUUUUUUUAACACAGAUGUGGAAGCUGACCCUGUUGGAAACGAACAGCCAGACCUUUGCUCCUUGGCUGCCACUCAGCGUGGCAGGUUGCGGUGAACCUCACGGACCUCAUCUCUUUCCAGUUUCCACAUCAGGAGCUGGGCCGAUCCCAGUUCCCAUCUCUGCACGGACUCGGAGUCUAAAAGGCCGAUUUGGCUCCCACGAUGAAUCAGACAGACACAAGUAAGCCAACAAUGUUCACGUUCGUGGAAAGCCACAAUUUUCUGGGCUGCGAGUGGAGGUGUCACUGGUGGGAAGAUAUUGCUGCUAAUAUAUUUAUGGAAUGAAUGUAUUUCAUUCAAAUCUGUAUUCCUCUAGGAAAAAUUAAAAUGCAUUUUUAAAAAGA